ACCACUUCUUCCAUCCAUCCACCCGUUUGACACUCUAUACUGAUUGCAUCCAGGGCAGAAUAGAGUAAUUCUGGUCCAAGGACAUUUGCUUCUUAUUCCUACAGUCCCGAAUCCUGUGCCCGGCAGAGUAUUUUGCAUCAAGGUCUCAUUUACUGGCAGAGAUGAGUUUCAGUCAGUCUGGAGCUGCAGCUGUACCCUGACAGUCUUUCUGCUCUGAAGGAGGAGGAGCCGAGUCUGGGAGGGAGGUGGUGGAGGCCCUGGGGAGGAGGAGCCCGGAGAGAUGACCAGCCUGGUGGGCGGUGCCCCAGGUGGAGUCUGAGCAUGGGGGUGGAGUUUGGAGGCCUGGGAGGAGUUUAAGGCAUCAGAAGGGAUCAGUGGAGUGAAGGCCUUGUAAGUGAGGGAGGGCAGGGCUUAGGGAGGAGAGGCAGUCAGUGCUUGAGUUCUGGGCCUGUGUGUGAUUGGAGGAAAGGGCCCAAACAUCAUGAGGACUAGGAAGAGCCUUCUUAAGUGGGCUGAUGGGAAGCCGGAAGUGUUUGAGCUGAGAUCCCUCUGCCUUCCACAUGCCCCCUCUGUGCUUGCAGAUCCCAGGAUUGAGAGAGAAUGGCUCCUGGAAGUAGCAGACCCCCAGCCCAGCUUCCUCUCUCUAGUUCUGAAGUGGCUUUCAGCUCAUUGUCCUCUGACUUCUGAUGAUUUAGGAGUCAGUGACAUUCAAGGAUGUGGCUGUGGACUUCACUCAGGAGGAGUGGGGGCUCUUGGACCCCCCUCAGAAGGAGCUGUACAAGGAGGUCAUGCUGGAGAAUGCCUGGAACCUGCUCUCCCUGGGGCUUCCUGUUCCCAGAGAAGAUGUGAUCUCUUAUUUUGAGCAAAGGGAAGCACCGUGGAUGCUGGAGCAAGAAGGCCUGAGGCGCUGCUGUGCAGGAGAUAAAAGACUUGAAAUAAAAGAGACUUCUGCAGAGAUAGGCCUUUCUUUGGAACAAACUCACCAGCAAAGAUGCAUAAAUAAUGAUCCCUCUGAUAUUGAUGGGAGAGAAAUCUCUGCUGUAACACAUCAGAGAAUUCACACUGGGGAGAAACCUUUUGAAUGUAAUCAAUGUGGAAAGACUUUCACACGGAGGUCACAUCUUGUUAGACAUCAGAAAAUCCCCAUUGGAGAUAAACCUUUUGAAUGUAAUCAGUGUGAAAAGACUUUCACAUCCAGGUCAUAUCUUGUUGUCCAUCAGAGAAUCCAUACUGGAGAAAAACCUUUUGAAUGUAAUCAGUGUGGGGAGACUUUUACAUGGAAGGCAUCUCUUAUUAAACAUCAGAGAAUCCACACUGGAGACAAAUCUUUUGAUUGUAACCAAUGUGGAAAGACUUUCAAAUGGAGGUCCCAUCUUGUUAGACAUCAGAGUAUCCAUACUGGAGAGAAACCUUUUGAAUGUAAUCAAUGUGGAAAGACUUUCACAUUGAGGUCCCAUCUUGUUGCCCAUCAGAGAAUCCACACCGGAGAGAAACCUUUUGAAUGUAAUCAAUGUGGAAAGACUUUCACAUCAAGGUACCAUCUUAUUAACCAUCAGAGAAUCCACACUGGAGAGAAACCUUUUGAAUGUAAUCAAUGUAGAAAGACUUUCACAUCUAGGUCGUAUCUUGUUAUCCAUCAGAGAAUCCACACUGUAGAGAAACUUUUUGAAUGUAAUCAGUGUGGAGAGACUUUCACAUGGAAGGCAGCUCUUAUUAAACAUCAGAACGCACACUGCAGGGAAACCUUUUGAAUGUAUCCAAUGUGGAAAGACUUUGGCAUCGAGAUCAACUCUUGUUAAACACCCAAGAAUCCAUACUGGAGAGAAACCUGUUGAAUGUAAUCAAUGUGGAAAGACUUUCACAUGAAUGUCAGAUCUUGUUAGACAUCAGAGAAUCCACACUGGAGAGAAAGCAUUUGAAUGUAAUCAAUGUGGAAAGAUUUUCAAAUGAAGGUCAGCUCUUGUUAAACAUCAGACAAUCCACAGUGGAAAGAAACCUUUUGAAUGUAAGCAAUGUGGAAAGACUUUCAAAUGAGGUCAACUCUUGUUAGACAUCAGAGAAUACAUACUGGAGAGAAUGGAAAGUGGAAAGACUUUCACAUGGAUGUCAACCCUUAUUACCCAUCAGAGAAUCCAUACUGGAGAAAAACCUUUUGAACGUAAUCCCUGUGGGGAGACUUUCACAUGGAAGGCAGCUCUUGUUCAACAUCAGAGAAUAGAAGAAAAAAUGAAAGAAAGUAAAAAAUAGCAUGCCUCAGUCUGUUUCAUCAAUGUCAGUUCUUUCUUUGGAGGUGGAUGCUAUGUUUCAUCAAUAAUCCUUUGGGAUUG
Dromiciops gliroides (monito del monte) is the source of this 2327-nucleotide messenger RNA. RefSeq names its product zinc finger protein 157-like. The record is from RefSeq and is a predicted model, not a curated record. Gene Ontology annotation, molecular function: DNA-binding transcription repressor activity, RNA polymerase II-specific; RNA polymerase II cis-regulatory region sequence-specific DNA binding. The transcript has 5 exons. Bases 789 to 1751 code for a protein of 320 amino acids. Gene Ontology annotation, biological process: negative regulation of transcription by RNA polymerase II. Lineage: Eukaryota; Metazoa; Chordata; Mammalia; Microbiotheria; Microbiotheriidae.